UACCCAGAAGCAAAAUUCACAGACAUAAAAUACAAUUAUGUUUCUCAUCUCAGCGUACGCGCCAUAGCCUGUCGGUUAUUGGUUGAGCUCAUUUCGCCGCUAUGUUGAUACGCUAACAAAAGCUCCAUGCAAUGAAACACGCAUCGGAGGUAGUCGUAACUUGAUGUUUUGGUGAAAAUCGGUCUCAUUUCCUACCCAUUUCUAGGUAUAUUUAGUCUUUUUCGCUUCGAUCCACGGAAAUUAAGACGGUAAUGAAACCAUUUCUCUGCCUGCAGAACCCAGAAGUGAACAGUAGGCGACCCGGAAGGUCUGAACUCAGAUUGAAGGCAGGCAGAAAGAACACCAACCUUUUUAAUAUAUAUUUGCAAGAGAAAAAAUCUACAAUCGGGGUACCAGGAUGGCCGAGCCUCGGUUUAAUAACCCCUAUUUCUGGCCACCACCUCCCUCCAUGCCUGGCCAGCUGGACAACCUGGUGCUGAUCAACAAGAUCAAAGAGCAGCUGAUGGCGGAGAAGAUCCGUCCCCCGCACCUGCCACCCACCACGGUGCACUCCCAGCAGUCUCUGCUGGUCACGCCCUCUCCCUCUGAGGGCGGGCAGCACGUGAUGUCAAUCCCCAAGCUGCAGCAGGUGUCAGGGCUGCAUUCCCACAGCCCGUCACAGCCAGACGUAGCUCUACACGCCCGCCCCGCCUCCAGCAGCGUGGCAGGCCAUAUUCUUGGCGAUGUGAACACGAAUCUGGAUGAUAAGACAGGUGUGAAAACUAAAGGAUUGUGGGAAGACUGGCGUUUGCGUCAAAUCAUAGACCACCCAUCCAGAGCCAAUCAUCUCUCAGGUCUGGCGCUGUCGUCGCGCACCGGCAACCACAACACCUCAGAGGCCAUCACCCCCACCACCCCCACCUCCAGCAGCCAGAACCGGCUGGGGGGCGCCCCCUCUCCCAACGUCAUCUCAGGAUUGGCCAGCGGCCCGGGCAUGGAUCCAAUCAAGAGCGGGGGCCUGGCGGGGCUGCUGGGGCCGCCCCCGAAGAUGGAACGCGGGCGUAAAAAGAUCAAGGCGGAGAACCCCUCUGGCCCCCUGCUGGUGGUGCCCUACCCUAUCCUGGCCUCGGGCACUGACCAGUCCACCGUCACCAUCGCUGCCAAAGAGGGAAAAACCUACAGGUGUAAAGUCUGCCCGCUGACCUUCUUCACAAAGUCAGAGAUGCAGAUCCACUCCAAGUCCCACACAGAGGCCAAGCCACACAAGUGCCCCCACUGCUCCAAGUCCUUUGCCAACGCCUCCUACCUGGCGCAGCACCUGCGCAUACACCUGGGGGUCAAGCCCUACCACUGCUCCUACUGCGAGAAGUCCUUCCGCCAGCUGUCUCAUUUGCAGCAGCACACUAGAAUCCACACUGGUGACCGCCCUUAUAAAUGUGCUCACCCGGGGUGCGAAAAAGCCUUCACUCAGCUCUCCAACCUCCAGUCUCAUCAAAGGCAGCACAACAAAGACAAGCCGUAUAAGUGUUCCAACUGCUACCGCGCGUACGCCGACUCGGCCUCCCUGCAGAUCCACCUGUCCGCACACGCCAUCAAAAACGCCAAAGCCUACUGCUGCAGCAUGUGCGGCAGAGCGUACACCUCGGAAACGUACCUUAUGAAGCAUAUGUCCAAGCACACAGUGGUAGAGCAUCUGGUGAGCCAUCAUUCACCCCAGAGGACGGAAUCCCCGACAAUCCCCAUACGAAUCUCCCUCAUUUAAAACCGUAGACACCCC
Messenger RNA from Megalops cyprinoides (Indo-Pacific tarpon), 1756 nucleotides. It is a transcript of the gene znf362b, whose product is annotated as zinc finger protein 362b. Gene Ontology annotation, biological process: regulation of transcription by RNA polymerase II. The transcript has 9 exons. Gene Ontology annotation, cellular component: nucleus. The record is from RefSeq and is a predicted model, not a curated record. Gene Ontology annotation, molecular function: DNA-binding transcription factor activity, RNA polymerase II-specific; RNA polymerase II cis-regulatory region sequence-specific DNA binding. Bases 398 to 1741 code for a protein of 447 amino acids. Lineage: Eukaryota; Metazoa; Chordata; Actinopteri; Elopiformes; Megalopidae.